AUGAGUCGACAACCAGCUCAACAGGAAAACGAAAUCGUUGCGUGGUAUAGAAGCAUUCCAACAUGUACAAAAUUCUUAUUCACAAGUUUCCUUGCAAUAACUAUAGCAGGAAACUUUGGUUUAGUUAAUGUUUACUCGCUUUUGUACUUUCCUCGCGCAAUUUUCACUAAAUAUCAGAUAUUCAGCUGGUUAUUAAGUAUAAGUUUACUUAAUCAAUGUUUGGUUAUGGCUAUAAUAUAUUUAUGGGCACAAGAAUUUCGUGAGGCUGUCGUAACUUUUAUGUUCGGAUUAAGGUUUAAGGGAUCUUACUUUCCUUGGGUUCUUCUUUUAUUUGACGUUCUCCGAGGGGGAGAUGUAUUGUCAACAGCUAUUGGAAUAAUUGCCGGUCAUAUAUAUUAUUAUUUACAAGAUCUCUACCCUGCUGCUGGCGGACCAAGGCUAUUAAAUACACCACAAUUGUUGUAUAGAUACUUUCCGCCUUCAUCUAGUGGAGUUAGAACAUCAUUUGGAACUGCUUUUGCACCAAGAAAUCAGAAUACUGCGGGUGAAGGAUCAACGCAUAUAUGGGGUAGAGGACAAAGAUUAGGUUCAUCAUAA
Molecule: messenger RNA, 597 nt
Organism: Dentiscutata erythropus
Lineage: Eukaryota; Fungi; Glomeromycota; Glomeromycetes; Diversisporales; Gigasporaceae
Source: the annotation of a GenBank genome assembly